AUGGAAACAGUCAACGUCCCAGAGCUCGUGGAGCGCCUGGGAAGCGAUGAAGAUGCCGUGCGCAAAAUGGCCGUCUUCAAGCUCCAGACCAACAUCGGCGACCCAUCCUUCGCCGACCUCUUCAUCGCCGACGGAGGUCUCACCCGAUUGCGCUACCUGACACUUCAUGCCAGUGGAAAUACCCUCGCUUAUAGUUUGACCAGUUUCUCGCGCCUCUUGGAUGUCGACAAGGGCUGGGAGUGCGUGGACGAAGAGUUAGUUGAGCGCAUUGUUGAAUUGAUCGUUACCCAUCCUCUCGUCAAUAUCCUCCGUGGCGCAAUGUCUAUCCUUGUCUCAAUCGUCUCCCAGCCGUCCAGCGUGGGCUCCGCUGACCUCUCCGGCUUCCGCGCCCUGAAACCCGCGAUCGCGAUAUACCCCCAGUUUCUAGAAAUGCUCGUGACCCGACUCUCCUCCGCCGAUCAUGCCCUGUGCGCCAACGCGCUGCAAUUGAUCAAUUCCCUCAUGCGCGACUCCAUCACACACGACUCAGAGGCCGAAUGGCCGAAGUUCAUCCAGAAAUUACAGGACCUUGGCGUGAUUAGAGCCGUCUAUGUACUGAUGCAGGACCCUGCUCUCCAAGACUUGACUCAUCCGCUGAUGGAGUUUCAAUCCCUCACCAAAGUCUUGCUGCGCAAGUGGCGGGAUAUUCCGCUGGACCAAGAGAAGCCCGAACAUCGGCGUGCGCUGAAGGGGAUCCACCUGGCUAGCAACCCGGAGAAGAAUGAUCAAGGCGCGGACGACACUCGGCGCUCCAGAAAACAUCAUCCCGAGAAGUGGAGACGACUGGGCUUCGAGACCGAGAGUCCUGUUGGUGAUUUCCAAGAAGUUGGGUUCUUGGGGAUGAUGGAUCUGGCGGACUAUGUCCGUAGCCAUGGCGAUGAAUUCCAGAAACUGCUCCUGGAACACUCCACCAAGCCGGUGACUCAAAGGUGCCCUAUUGCGCGAGCCUCGUUGGCCGUGACAUCUAUUCUCUAUGAACAUUUUGAAGUCGACAAACCUGAAACGGAUGAUUCAAAAGCAUUUGUCUCCGAAUCACGCGCUGGGAUUGACAAAAUGUUCCAACCACUAUUGUUACACUGGACACGGCUACAUGUCGCCGGACUGCAGGCAUUUUUCCGCUUAUGGAAAGCAACCGCAGCCGAAGCAGAGGAUCUCGAUAAGCUGGUUGAACUUGUACGCAUUCUCAUAGAGUCCGUUGUCGGCGGUGCAGACCGGACAAAGGACGUCCAGGAAGUCGAGGAGGACUUGGCAGAUUUCGAAUAUAACCGACUGCGCGGGUUGCAGAUGGAACUUCUGGAACUUACGUACGAGGAUGCGUGGGGUCAGCAUUUGCGUCAGGUGCGCGAGGAGCUGCAUCAUGAGGCGUUGCAGUUUGUCAAAGAGCAACGGAUCCGAUGUUUGCUUCAAGGGUGCUGGUUUGCGCUGGAUCACAAGCCGGACGGCCCGAAGUCUGCAACAUACCAAUAUGCUCAGCUCUCGCAUAAUCGACGAUACUUGCAUUUCGGAUCUUUCGAUCUGAUGGGUGACCGAGCGCCGGAGUUGGAUACCCUCCCCGAGAAAAUCGACCUCUCCCUCGUCUCCUCUGUUGUUUCUAACGUCUCUACGGAGAACUCUGGCUCGACCAAACCCUCCCGCCAGCCUGCGACCAAAAUCACCAUCCAUGGCUACACUCCCUCCCCCAGUACUCAUGGCAAAAGUAACAGCCACGCCCGUUCAAACAGCAGAGCCACUCAGAAAGAGGUCAUCCUGCUCACCCUCCGUCCUUCCUCGCACAGCAUUGCAUCUGAAUGGCUGGACGGUCUGUUGAUGCUCCUCAAUCAGCAACCUAUCACGGCGGAGACUACCAAACUAAUUGAUCUGGUCAGCAACUAUGGGUUGAAAAUUCGCCUGCUCAAUGUUCGCUUUGAUGAUGCCACCUUCGCAGGGGAGGCGCCGCAAGUCCCCGCGAGGGAGGGAUUGGAUGAAGAUUAUUACUACGACGUAUUUGGGGGUGUAUAG
Messenger RNA from Penicillium brevicompactum, 2037 nucleotides. Its product is annotated as ELMO/CED-12 family protein. Lineage: Eukaryota; Fungi; Ascomycota; Eurotiomycetes; Eurotiales; Aspergillaceae. The record is from RefSeq and is a predicted model, not a curated record. Gene Ontology annotation, cellular component: plasma membrane. The transcript is spliced from 3 exons. Gene Ontology annotation, biological process: actin filament organization; cell motility. Bases 1 to 2037 code for a protein of 678 amino acids.